Knipowitschia caucasica is the source of this 1086-nucleotide messenger RNA. The record is from the annotation of a GenBank genome assembly. NCBI's taxonomy places the organism in Eukaryota, Metazoa, Chordata, Actinopteri, Gobiiformes, Gobiidae.
AUGGGAGACCGACAGGGACCAGGGGAGGCCGACAGGGACCAGGGGAGGCCGACAGGGACCAUGGGAGACCGACAGGGACCAGGGGAGGCCGACAGGGACCAGGGGAGGCCGACAGGGACCAUGGGAGGCCGACAGGGACCAUGGGAGACCGACAGGGACCAGGGGAGGCCGACAGGGACCAUGGGAGGCCGACAGGGAUCAUGGGAGGCCGACAGGGACCAGGGGAGGCCGACAGGGACCAUGGGAGACCGACAGGGACCAUGGGAGACCGACAGGGACCAGGGAGGCCGACAGGGACCAGGGGAGGCCGACAGGGACCAUGGGAGGCCGACAGGGAUCAUGGGAGGCCGACAGGGACCAGGGGAGGCCGACAGGGACCAUGGGAGACCGACAGGGACCAUGGGAGACCGACAGGGACCAGGGGAGGCCGACAGGGACCAUGGGAGGCCGACAGGGACCAGGGGAGGCCGACAGGGACCAUGGGAGACCGACAGGGACCAUGGGAGACCGACAGGGACCAGGGGAGGCCGACAGGGACCAGGGGAGGCCGACAGGGACCAUGGGAGGCCGACAGGGACCAUGGGAGGCCGACAGGGACCAGGGGAGGCCGACAGGGACCAUGGGAGGCCGACAGGGACCAUGGGAGGCCGACAGGGACCAGGGGAGGCCGACAGGGACCAUGGGAGACCGACAGGGACCAUGGGAGACCGACAGGGACCAGGGGAGGCCGACAGGGACCAGGGGAGGCCGACAGGGACCAUGGGAGGCCGACAGGGAUCAUGGGAGGCCGACAGGGACCAGGGGAGGCCGACAGGGACCAUGGGAGACCGACAGGGACCAUGGGAGACCGACAGGGACCAGGGGAGGCCGACAGGGACCAUGGGAGAUCGACAGGGACCAGGGGAGGCCGACAGGGACCAUGGGAGACCGACAGGGACCAGGGGAGGCCGACAGGGACCAUGGGAGGCCGACAGGGACCAUGGGAGACCGACAGGGACCAGGGGAGGCCGACAGGGACCAUGGGAGACCGACAGGGACCAGGGUUGGCCGACAGGGACCAUGGGAGGCCGACAGGGACCAGGGUAG